Molecule: messenger RNA, 3150 nt
Organism: Naegleria fowleri
Lineage: Eukaryota; Heterolobosea; Eutetramitea; Acrasida; Naegleriidae
Exons: 2
Coding region: 1-3150 (1049 amino acids)
Biological process (GO): DNA repair; replication fork arrest; DNA replication checkpoint signaling
Cellular component (GO): replication fork protection complex
Molecular function (GO): DNA binding
Source: RefSeq, a predicted model, not a curated record
AUGGAUUUCGAAGACGAAUUAGAAUAUCAAUUCGAGAGUGGAUCAACAAACCCUCGGCAAGAACAACACUCGGUCCAUGAUGAUGGUAGAGUUUUUGAUUCUGUCGCUAAUGAUGACGAUGAUGAUAGAGUGGACAUAUCCAAGGAACGAUUUGAAGAGGAAGAAGCCCAUUUUGAAUCCGAUGUCAAGCCUCAUCUCGUUGAUAUCAUUCAACAAUUUACAAACUUUAUCGUUUUCAAAGAUGAUGAAGAAUUAUCGUUUGAAGAAAAUACUGAAAUAUAUGCCUCGAAAAGAAAACUUUGUAUAGAAACAAUGCAAGAUUUGCAAGAAAUAUUGAAGGAGGAUAUUACGAAACGAGAAAGAAGAGUAUGGACAUUUAUGAUCGAGUCAAAUGUGUACAAGAACGAACUUUUUUCAUUAUUGGCACAUCAUAGAAAAGAUUUUGAAAUUGUUAGAGAAGUUGUUGACGUGUUGUUGUUGUUGAGUGAGUCACCUGACCAAAACAAUCCUAGAUUUAGAAAAUUUCAAGCUCGAGGAGGUGCAGCUGAAAGACACAGAGCGACUUUCUACUUUGGAAAACAAAUGAAACUAUUACAGAGGUUAAAACAAGGAAUUCUGGAACAAAAAUUCAUUCACUUGAUUGUGUGGUCACUCAUGGAUAAGGAAAAUGAAAUGAACUCCAAACAUGCAUCAAAUAAUGACAAAAAAAGAAGAGGACUAGGUGAUGAGGAGUUAUAUGCCAUGACAAUAUUUAAAUUGUUCAAUAAUUUGCUUUCAAUACCCGACGCUAAGCAUGAACGUGUACUGAAAACUGAAGAGUUACAGACCAGAAUGCAGGAUGUCUUUAUUAAGCAACUCCAAAACGACUGUCAAUUUUUAGAUUAUGCAGUAGCAACAUUUGCAAAAUACGUUGAAAAAUUUGAUGACGUACCUUCACAAUCCGUGAUGAAAAAGCUGUCAGAAUUCCAACUCGUACUGCUCAAGUUUGCAACUAUGAUAUGUUGGAAUGAGACAGCACAAGAUUUAUUUUCUGCUUCCAUGGCUAUUCCUUCGAGCACAACAAGCACAACUGAGGAAAUGGUUAUGUCACAAAAUGAAGAAAAUAUGGAAAAGGAUAAUAACGAACUAAAGAGAUUGCUUAGAAGAGAGAAAAUUUAUAAGGAUCAGGUCAAGUCAUUGAUUCUUACAUCUCGACACACUAGGUUCCAAGGAACUCUCUUAGAAAGAAGCUCUAAUGUCAGCAAGAUUAUUGACAAGAAUAAGAGCAUAUUAACAUUUGGUGACACCGAUGACGAGGCAGAGAAAGAAAACAAGAAGAACGACGUUAAGAUUCAAAAGACAUUUGUUGUUCCUAACGUCAGCCAACUAAAUACCGCUACCAUGUAUUCAGCGAGCGACAACCCUUUCCUUGUAGGUGGAGGCCAACAAAAAGCUGCCUCAACAAUGGGGGCAAGAUUUGGAGCAAGAAGAAUUAACGUCACAUCAGACAAGAUGGAAUUACGCUUCUCCAUAUCAACAUUGGACACGAAGAAGAUUAUCAAAACAUUUGCUGAUAAUCUGUUUAGAAGCUGCUUUAAUCAAUUUAUUGAAUUAGCGUUGAAGGCCAUUUGGAAACAGCAAGAUGAGUCCAUUGCUAUCCGUAAUGAACUAGAUCAGAAAUCAUCCAAAGAAGCUCUCGAUCAUGAGAGUGAAAGAAAUCUUCUCUAUCUCAGCCAGUUCAUGCUUUCAUUCAAUAGACAUAAAUAUCUCCAAAAGAAAAAGAGAGAAGAAGAAAAACAAUAUCCUGAUACCGUUCAUUUUGACAUUUCGCUGGUUUCCAACUUAUUGAAACAGAACAUGAUUUCAAUGGUCUUCCAAAAACUUUUAAGCGAAUACUUUUUUAUACAGCAUCAUUUCAAUUUAACAUUUGUGAUCACCUUUCUAAGAGAAUUAUUUAUGACAUUUCGAUGGAUGGGAGACAGAGAUCACAGUGGCAACAAUUCUAUCACUUGGGGAAGAAUAGUCUCUAUUCACUUGCAUCACAUCUUGUAUGAUCCAACAAAUAUGGAAGGAAUUGUUCGACUCAUCAGAGAGUACAAACCUUAUCAAAAUUCAACGAAAUACUUGUCACAACUGGUUCUCUUUGUAGACCUUUUUGUAACCGUUAUUGAAGAAAAUUUAACUAUCGAGUCGUUCUUUAUGAGAAAGAAAGGAGCAUACAAUUCCACUGAUGACAAUGAUGAUAAUCAGCAAGAGGAUGACACGACGAAUCAAAAGAGAUUUGAACUUGAGAGUUUGAGAAGAAAGUUUGCCCAUCCUUCUGUUUUGAAACAGUACAUGUAUUUAUUUAGGUUUUAUGAUGUUAAUUCUCCUGAGGUCAAUCAAUGCAUUAUUAAGACCUUUAAAUAUUUGAUAGAAGAAUUGAAUAUGGAAUUGUUGAUGUUCAGAGCUUCCUUCCUUAAACUUUGCUUUAACAUUCUUUCAAACAAGACAUUUUUAACUGAAACAUCCUCUAACUUUGAAAAGAAGGUCAAUGAGGAGGUUGUUGAUUUUGUUUUGUCCGUUGUGAAAAACUUUUUCAAGAGAGUUGAUGAAGAUCCUUUCACUAUUUGUGAAAGUUUACAUUGGAGCACCAUGGGAGAAGUGUCUCUGCUCAACAAUGCAGAUACAUAUUCAUCGAUAUCGUCUUUAAGUCGACAGUCGCGAAGGACUUCUCAUGCCGACCAAACACUUGGCGGAUUCAUCUCUCGAGAAGACGACAGCAGUGAAGAAGAAUAUCAACUCACGUCAAUCAACAAUGAGGAUGAAUCUUCUCAACAAAUUCCAAACGAAGAAGAAGAAGAAAAGAAACCAAAAAAGAAAAAGCAUUCCAAACGAAAGAAACGUGAAGAAGAAGAAGAAUCUGAACAGAACGAAGAAAAGACCAAAAAGAAGAAGAAAAAGAAGAAGAAGGCUAAACAAGAAGCAGAACCUCAAGAAGAGGAGCAAUCUGCCGAGGUGCCACAAGAAGAACCCUAUGUGGAAGAAGAAGAAAAGUUGUUACUUUCGAGUAGUGAGAGCAGCGAUGACGAGUCACGAAAGAGUCGACUCAAACGCCUCACAAAGAAGAGAGUUUCAUUUGCUCCGUCUGCUCUUGAUUCUACCAACAUCAUGGAAGAACUCUCUCUUUAG